Artibeus jamaicensis (Jamaican fruit-eating bat) is the source of this 942-nucleotide messenger RNA. Its product is annotated as olfactory receptor 1J1. Gene Ontology annotation, molecular function: olfactory receptor activity; G protein-coupled receptor activity. The record is from RefSeq and is a predicted model, not a curated record. NCBI's taxonomy places the organism in Eukaryota, Metazoa, Chordata, Mammalia, Chiroptera, Phyllostomidae. Gene Ontology annotation, biological process: G protein-coupled receptor signaling pathway. Gene Ontology annotation, cellular component: membrane. Bases 1 to 942 code for a protein of 313 amino acids. The transcript has a single exon.
AUGAAGCCUGAGAACCAGAGCAGCGUGUCUGAGUUCCUCCUCCUGGGGAUACCCAUCCGUCCAGGGCAGCAGGGCGUGUUCUUCGCCCUCUUCCUGGGCAUGUACCUGACCACAGUGCUGGGCAACCUGCUCAUCAUUCUGCUCAUCAGGCUGGACUCCCGCCUGCACACACCCAUGUACUUCUUCCUCAGCCACUUGGCCUUCACUGAUAUCUGUUUCUCAUCUGUCACUGUCCCAAAGAUGCUGAUGAACAUGCUAAUCCAGCACCUCUUCAUCCCCUAUGAAGGCUGCAUUUCACAGGUGUUUUUUUUCAUAUUUUUUGCGGACCUGGACAGUUUCUUGAUCACUUCAAUGGCUUAUGACAGGUAUGUGGCCAUCUGUCACCCUCUGCAGUAUACCACCAUCAUGAGUCAGCACAUUUGCGUCAUGCUAGUGGCUGGGUCCUGGGUCAUUGCGUGUGCUUGUGCUCUUUUGCAUACUCUCCUCCUAGCCCGGCUGUCCUUCUGUGCUGAGCACACCAUACCCCACUUCUUUUGUGACCUUGAUGCCCUGCUCAAAUUGUCCUGCUCAGACACUUCCCUCAACCAACUGGUAAUCUUUACUGUGGGAUUAACAGCUAUUAUGCUUCCAUUCUUAUGCAUCUUGGUUUCUUAUGGCCACAUUGGGGUGAGCAUCCUCCAGGGUCCCUCUACCAGUAACAUCUAUAAGGCCUUGUCCACAUGUGGAUCUCAUCUCUCAGUAGUGACCCUCUAUUAUGGGUCAAUUAUUGGUCUUUAUUUUCUUCCUUCAUCCAACAGCUCCAAUGACAAUAACAUAAUUGCUUCAUUGAUGUACACAGUGGUAACUCCCAUGCUGAACCCCUUCAUUUAUAGCCUGAGAAAUAAAGACAUGAAAGGGGCCUUGAGAAAACUCUUGAAUAAGAAAACAUAUUCUCCCAACUGA